Messenger RNA from Aspergillus wentii DTO 134E9, 1152 nucleotides. Its product is annotated as pyrroline-5-carboxylate reductase family protein. Gene Ontology annotation, biological process: L-proline biosynthetic process. The record is from RefSeq and is a predicted model, not a curated record. Bases 90 to 1031 code for a protein of 313 amino acids. The transcript is spliced from 2 exons. Gene Ontology annotation, molecular function: pyrroline-5-carboxylate reductase activity. Lineage: Eukaryota; Fungi; Ascomycota; Eurotiomycetes; Eurotiales; Aspergillaceae.
UGCGAGGGGGGGAAGAAAAAAAAAAAAAAGGGCAUAAAAGAAAGCCGAUUGUAGACCAGCAACACGCGUCAAACUUGUUCACUCUGUCCAUGCCAGCCAUGCCUCCCGUGCAAAUUCAACUGACCAUCAUUGGCUGCGGCACUCUGGGCCGUAACAUUGUCGACGGUCUUCUGCGAUCUGUGUCUCUCCAGCCAACCAAGAAUUAUCGCCUGUCCCUGACCACUCGCAACCCUCAGCAGCUGUCUGGUCUUCAGCGCGACUAUCCCACUGCUCUGGUCACCGCCGACAACAAAGACGCUCGCAUCUGGCAGGGAUCUCCUCCAUCACCGCUUCACAUAGUCGUGAUAGGCACUCAGCCGCAGUACACUGCGAGUGUGUGCCGUGAUAUCUCUGAGGCUUACAUGAGUUUUCACCGCAGCCCUCAUGUUCCCGUCGUGGUCACGGUUUGUCCCGGAAUCACCAUGUCACAGCUGGCGCAGGAAUUGCCUCCCAGGGCGCCGAUCGUGCGGUCUAUGCCCAACACCCCUGUUGCCGCGGGGCAAGGGGCGACUGCUCUUUUCGCCAACCAAUGGGUCGACGCGAAGUCGAUGAAUCAGGUCGAUCAUGUCUUUCGCGCCAUCUCUCCGACCGUCGAGGUUCUGGACCGUGAGGAGAUGAUGGAUGUUGUUGCUGCUGUGUCGGGAUCUGCCCCCGCUUAUGCCUUUCACCUCAUGCGCUCCCUGGCUGACGCCGCGACUGCUCGAGGCAUCCCCGCGCAUGCUGCCCAGGAUCUCAUUGUCCAGUCCUUUCUGGGGGCAGCGAUGUUAGCCCGGCAGUGCCCGCCAGAGUCGCUGAGCAAGUUGCUUUCGGAUGUUUGUGUGCCCGGUGGAAGCACUGCCAAGGCAAUGGCCACGCUGGACAACUAUCGGGCUUCGGAGGUAGUUGACCAAGCGGUGCAGGCUAGCUGGGUGGCUAACCAGGCCAUGGGGGAUUCAUGGACUCGCCAGAAUGAUGGCACAGAUGAUCCGGCGAAGGCCACGCAUAAGAUCUAGGACUACAUCUUGUACUGGACUUGGUUCUGUAUUUCACUGCGAUUAUUGCCAGACAAUCUGUCUACAUAGAAACUAAACGUCAAACGCCUCCAGGCAAGCCUCCACCAUCGCUCGCCACCCC